Molecule: messenger RNA, 858 nt
Organism: Alternaria arborescens
Lineage: Eukaryota; Fungi; Ascomycota; Dothideomycetes; Pleosporales; Pleosporaceae
Exons: 2
Coding region: 1-858 (285 amino acids)
Molecular function (GO): oxidoreductase activity
Source: RefSeq, a predicted model, not a curated record
AUGGCCGCUACUUACGGGACACUGACUUUUCUUGAACGAGAAUCAUGGCCGUCUCACGAACGCCCUUAUGAACUUCUUUACAAGCCAUCAGACGGCAAUUUUCCAGUCUGCAACUACAAUGUAGUACAGGUUCCUGAUGUGCCUAUCCACGACUUGCGUCCUUUGAAAAAUACGUUGUCUCUCGAUCGUGAGGGCUUCCUGGUCUCUGAUCUCAACACGACGAUGCAGUAUGAUGAUUACUUUGACCAAGAAAAGUUGAAGAUGAAGUACAUGCCGGAGAUUAAAGCGUAUCUCAAGAAGGCUUUGGGCGUCCGGUCAGCAUUCGUAGGUCUGGUGAUGGCGAAAGUGGACAUUCAGGCAGCUUUGGGCAACCUAUCCCAAACGUUCACACUGGUUAGUAGAAUGGGGAUUCGUAAUACUGGUAUUGACUAUUCAGAUUACACUCAUGACUACGCGUUGGAGCUGAUCGAACAGCUUACUGGAGACAGAGCUCAAGCUCAAACAAUAAAGGAGUCGCGGAUUCAGAUGCUGAAGUGCGUUACUCGAACCUGGCAAGGAAACACAGAAAAGCUGACAGGCGUUAGUAUAUGGAAACCUCUUCGAGGACCUCUAAAGAGCUGGCCGUUGGCCCUCUGUGAUCUUCAGACCCUGAAUCGGAAUGAUGUUACAGCCUUCGAUGAGGUACACGCGAAGGCGGUCCUGGAAUCACAACAAGUCGUCUACAACCCGUCUCAGAAGUGGUACUACCUACCAGAUCAACAACACAACGAGAUCAUUGUGUUUAAGUCAAUGGACAGUGUUGCAAGAGGUGAAGGUUUGGCUCGCCCACAAAUCUUAAUGAUUAAGGACAUGGACUGA